AAUCAAAACACAAACACACGGUCUCUACGCGGUGUAAUCUGGCUAUGAAAUCGAAAUUUCAUACGUUGAACCGUCUUAAAAAGUGAAGUGAACUUUCUGUGAAACAUAAAAUUGGCGAGCGAAUUUGUUAGAGUGAUUUGUCUUUUGAAGUGAUGCAAAAUUUGCAAACAUCUUGUGAACGAAAUUUAGUGUUUUUUCAGCGGAGAAACUAGUGAAUAGUCUACCAUUUUCGCCAUCAACUAAGCGUAGUUUCGAAAGAAAUUCCCAUCAGAAGCAAACGAAGAACCGGGUUAAUUCGUUGAUGGCAAAGAUGCAAGAAAACUGGCGCGACGUUAUUGCCGACAGACUUCGUGAGCGAAAUAAAAAUGAAUUGGGGCGGUUUGCUGAUAUUAUACAUUACAAUAACCGAUUAUUCGAUACGGCCGCUAAACUGAGGCAGGAAAAUUUGGAUUUAAAAAUUGAUAAAAAAAUACGCGAUAGUGUAAAUGUUACCGGCACCGGUGGUAGUGGUACCGGGUUCGGCACGGACGUAGCAGCCAUAACGAACGCCCAAAUUCAAUCGUUAGAAAAGAAGGUCCUCGCCCAGCAGGAAGAACUUACCGAACUCCACAAACGCAAAGGCGAACAUUCGCAAAUGGUGAUAAACCUUAACCAGAAGCUGACCGAUCUGCAGCGGCUGCUGAUCGAGAAAGAGCGGGUACUGGCGGAGAAGGCGGCACUAUGCGUCUCAUUAAAGGAAGAGCUGGACGAGCUAAAAGCCUCACAUGUAACAAUCAAGGAUGAAUCGCUAGCUUCACAGCUGCGCGCCAAUGCAGCCGAAGACAAGCUGCGCGCAGUUCAGGACGAAAAUACCAAGCUGCUUAAUUUGCUAAUGGAAUACAAAUCACGCGAUGCCGAGAUCAUGAACAAGGAAAAUGAUAAGUUUGUCAAGGAGAAAAAGGCACGCAUCGAAAGUGAACUGGAACGGGCUAUACGCGACAUUCCAGGACCCUCGUCACUCGGGCCCGAUCUCGAUCGGUUCGAUGUAGACGGAUUGCCGGAAGGUGUGGAGUUUAAGUUUGAUGCUCACGAUGGUGAGGUAAAUGCUGUACGCUGGAGUCCGAUCGAGCGUAUCGUUGCCACAGGUGGUGCUGAUCGAAAAGUUAAGCUGUGGGAUGUGGGAAAAGGUAUUUGUGAACAGCGUGGUGUGCUGGUAGGCAGCAAUCAAGGCAUCAAUUCGGUGGAAUUUGAUACAACCGGUUCAAUGAUAUUGGCCGCAUCGAACGAUUCUGCCAGCCGGAUGUGGUCGGUCGUGGAUCAUCGAUUAAGGCACACCUUGACUGGACACAGUGGAAAGGUGCUGGCGGCCAAGUUUCUUGGUUCCGCCUUCCUCGUCACCGGUAGCCACGAUCGAACACUCAAAAUAUGGGACCUCAAAAAUCGUUCAUGCACUGAGACCAAGUUUGCCGGUUCAAGUUGCAACGAUCUAGUCACGACGGAUAGCUUCUCCUUCAUUAGUGGACACGUUGACAAGAAGAUACGAUUCUGGGAUGUACGGACAGCCGAUUGUACUGCCAAUGAUAUACCGCUCCAGGGCAAAAUUACCUCGCUCGAUCUUUCUAAGGAUGGUAAAUUUUUGCUAUGUUGCGUACGGGAUGAUACAAUCAAUCUGCUGGAUUUACGUCAAAAUCGCAUCGUACGCACAUUUCGGAAUGAUAAUUUUAAGGUUGGAUGCGAUUGGUCGCGAGUAGCGUUCAGUCCAUCAAGCUCCCGGAUAGCUGCCGGAUCGGCUGAUGGAUCCGUUUUCAUUUGGAACAUUAACGGACCUCUUGAGACAGUGCUGAAGGAUCCCAAUGGAAGCGGUGCGGCUGUCACGGCCGUCAGUUGGCAUCCGUUCAGCUCCACCCUGGCUUCGGUCGAUCGGGCCAAAAAGUGUACCAUCUGGUCAAAUGCUUAACCCGCCCGGAUGGUGGUACACAAGCGGCGGAACAUCUUUAAUGUCAAACAGCAGGAUUUUUGGGAUACGAACCGUCCCCCACGGAAUGUUUCUCCAUCAGCACCUGCACCAACAUUGUUCGCGCGCCGUUUGGCUGGCAGUUUGCUGUUAAUGUUUUCCUUACUAUCGUCGUUCUUCGCCAUUGCAGUCUCGUGUUCGGUCGAUAUCUUCGUUACAGAUUGUGCGGGAGGUUUCUUUUUAAUGCAGUGAUUGUGACGGAGCGUGGUUGCUAUUAUUAAUUUACGGUUUUUCUUUCUGUUUCUUACUCAUUACAAUAAAAAAAGGUAAGCACAAGGGCCUUUUUGCCGGACGAAUGAUAGUUUGCUACCAUUUCGUUCUAACGUGCAGGAUUUUUGGAAUUAAUAAAAGAAAUUUAAAUCAAAAUAAAA
Messenger RNA from Anopheles funestus (African malaria mosquito), 2364 nucleotides. It is a transcript of the gene Atg16, whose product is annotated as autophagy-related protein 16-1. Gene Ontology annotation, biological process: autophagosome assembly. Gene Ontology annotation, cellular component: autophagosome membrane. Gene Ontology annotation, molecular function: protein binding. NCBI's taxonomy places the organism in Eukaryota, Metazoa, Arthropoda, Insecta, Diptera, Culicidae. Bases 302 to 1936 code for a protein of 544 amino acids. The record is from RefSeq and is a predicted model, not a curated record. The transcript has 7 exons.